Messenger RNA from Ictalurus furcatus (blue catfish), 5004 nucleotides. Its product is annotated as alpha-2-macroglobulin-like. The coding region runs from base 1 to 4134 and encodes 1377 amino acids. The record is from RefSeq and is a predicted model, not a curated record. Gene Ontology annotation, molecular function: endopeptidase inhibitor activity. The transcript is spliced from 31 exons. Gene Ontology annotation, cellular component: extracellular region. NCBI's taxonomy places the organism in Eukaryota, Metazoa, Chordata, Actinopteri, Siluriformes, Ictaluridae.
AUGGCCGACUCCCGCUUUUCAGCCACAUUUUGGCUCAUGUUACAAAGCUUUUACCUCUUGGCCGUGACCUCCCAGGCUGUAGGGGGCACCACAGAGACGCUAUGUAUCACGGUGAACCCCUAUAAAGAAGUCUCACUGGACGUGAACCUGGAGCUUAAUGGUGACAGAGUCGUACUUCUGAAGGAAAAAUCUAUUAAAAAAGAAUACUACCGCUGUAUCCUGUUCCAGGUUCCUGUCGUAAGCGUGGAAUCAGUAGCGUCUAUUGGCAUUCAGAUAAAUGGAGAAAGCACAUUCCUGAACAAGACAACAAAGAUCCUCAUCAAACCUCCGACUUCUCUGAUUAUCAUUCAGACGGAUAAACCCAUCUACAAACCAGGACAAACUGUGAUGUUCCGCAUCGUCUCUGUGGAUUCCAAUUUCCUCACCUACAAUCAGACGUUUCCGACAAUAGAAGUGCAGGACCCAAAUUCGAACCGCAUUGGUCAGUGGCUGAACGUCGCCACACAGAGCGGUCUUGUGGAUCUGUCAUAUCCCUUGAACUCUGAGGCCACAAAAGGAUUUUAUAUCAUCACUGUCCGGAGCCUGAAAAAAGAAGUGAUCACACAAUCCUUUGAAGUCAUGGACUACGGUCAGACUCAGUUUAUCUUAUACUGUAUUUUAGCACUGCGUUUAUUGUCUCUUUUAGUUCUGCCCACGUUUGAAGUGACGGUCCAACUUCCUCCAGUCAUAACCAUCCUGGACACACAGGCUACGCUGAAAGUGUGUGCUAAAUAUACAUACGGGAAGCCGGUGAAUGGGACGGUGAAGGCCAAAGUCUGUCAUAACAGCUACAGAUACUUCUGGUUCCCACCAGGAAGCACAACCGUACCAGACAUCUGCAAGGACUAUAUAUUCAAGGUUAAUCAGCUUACUCUGAAACCAACAGAAUAUGCUCAUAAUGUGAAGUGGAAGAAUAUGGCACUGGCAGAGUAUGAAACGACUAACAGAAAAGUUGUAUAUGUGGCAAAUCAGCUCACACCAUACUACCCUAAAGCCUACCUCAGUCUUCAGCCUUUCUACUCCCAGAGCCUGAGUUUUAUUAAAUUGAGGAGCAGCUCGAUGCCUUUCAGCUGCGAUAAAAAUACUGUGAUUGAAGCAGAGUACAUGAUACACGACGAUACACGCACAAGUCCCUAUAUGUCCUUCUUCUACAUGAAUGGCAUUGUGUGGCUGGCUGAUGCACUUAAACUUCGAAUAUUUAUCUGUUUUGUAGCAGAGAUCAGAGGCACACUGUUUUUGUCACUGAGGAACAUGCUACAGUUGUCCCCGGUUGCUCAGGUGGUCCUGUACACAAUCCUUUCCAGUGGUGAGGCUGUGGCAGACAGUAUGAACUUCCCCAUUCAGCUGUGUUUGGCUAACAAGGUGUCUCUGAAUUUCUCACAGUCGUCUGAGCUUCCUGGUGCUAAGGUGUCAUUGAUCCUGAGAGCCACCCCAGGAUCACUGUGUUCAGUGAGGGCCAUCGAUCAGAGUCUGUUAUUGCUGAAACCAGAGAACGAGCUCAACACGGAAUCUGUGUUCAACAUGCUUCCUGUCCAGACGUUAUCAGGAUAUCCAUACAACAUCUAUGAAGAGGAUUCAUCCCAAUGCUCGGGGGACCCACCCAUCAUCAACAUAUUUGCAAAACUACGGCCAAUUUAUAUACCAACCUACGGAAAAAUCGACGUGUACAACACCUUUAAAGAUGUUGGAAUCAAGAUCCUCACCAAUGCCAUAGUCAAGAAACCUAUUCCGUGUUUUAUCCCACUUAGGAGAACUCCAUCCGCAGCUGUAGCCAAGGAUGGAACAACCAGUGCUAAAAGUGCAGAUGCUUCAGCUACCUCGAGUCCAUCAACUCCUUCAGUUGCACCAGUCGUUACGAUCCGCAAAUAUUUCCCAGAGACGUGGAUUUGGGAUCUCGUUUCAGUCAGGUGUGCAUGUUUAACUGAAUUUUGUUUCCACUUUCUUCUGGCUGUGUUACUGAGUCAGUGUUUUUUCCUCUACAGUCAGACUGGAGCAACGACCGUUAUUAAAACGGUUCCAGAUUCCAUCACUACAUGGCAGGCUGGUGCAUUUUGUACAUCAUCUGUCGGGUUCGGAGUCGCACCGAAUACCAAGCUCACUGCCUUCCAGCCUUUCUUUGUGAGCCUCACCAUGCCGAGCUCCGUCAUCCGAGGAGAAGUGUUCACGCUCAAAGCCACUGUCUUCAACUACCUUCGAAGCUGUAUCAUGGUGAAGGUGAGUUUGGCUGGCUCAAAGCAGUUCUCAGCACAAGUGUGUAAAAACUGCAGUUACACAAGCUGCCUGUGUGCUGACGAGAGCCAGACCUUCUCCUGGACCAUCACACCACUGGUUCUGGGGGAGGUAAGCAUCAAUGUGACGGCGGAGGCUGUGAAAUCAGCGACUCGGUGUGGGGCGAGUGCAGUUACUGUACCACAGAAAGGACGCAUCGACAUGGUCAUUAAAACACUGCAAGUGAAGGCUGAGGGAACCAAACUAUGUACAAGCUACAAUGAACUUCUCUGUCCAGAUGGUAUUGUUCAGGCGACUGUCUCACUGAUUCUGCCUGAGGUGUUCGUGGAAGGUUCAGCCAUGGCCUCAGUCUCUGUCCUGGGAGAUCUGAUGGGCCGAGCUCUACAGAACCUGGCAAGUCUCCUUGCGAUGCCGUAUGGCUGUGGAGAGCAAAACAUGCUACUCUUCGCCCCCAACAUCUUCAUCCUGCUGUACCUGGAGAGCACCAACCAGCUCACGCCCCAGAUCAGGAGCACGGCCAUGACCUACCUCGUGAGCGGAUAUCAGAGAGAACUGACGUACAAACACACUGAUGGAUCUUACAGUGCUUUUGGGAUGAGUGAUCCGUCAGGCAACACAUGGUUGACGGCGUUCGUGAUGAAGUCUUUCGGAAGUGCCAAGCGAUACAUCUUUGUAGAUCAGUUGUUUGUGGAUCAGGCGAAGGCCUGGCUCAGUCAGCAGCAGCAGGCUAAUGGAUGCUUUGCCUCAGUGGGACGACUCAUCCACACUGACAUGAAGGGAGGGGUGAAUGAUGAGGUGACUCUCUCGGCGUACGUCGCAGCUGCAAUGCUGGAGCUCAAUUAUACAAUUGCAGAUCCUGUGGUGAACAGGAGUCUCGAGUGCCUGAGGAAUGCGUACACUCAAGUGAACUCCACCUACGCCAAGGCUCUCCUUUUCUACACCUUCACUCUAGCUGGAGAUCAGGCGAUCAGGAACACCCUCAUCUUAGACCUGGAUGCAAAGGCCAUAGUCUCAGGGGGCGGGAGGCACUGGAGCAGAGUGGAUAGUGGGUCUUUGACGGACUCUUUGGAGGUGGAGAUUACCUCGUAUGUGCUUCUGGCUCUGAUGUCUGGACCCCAGCUCUCUGGGUUUGGUCUGGGUUACAGUACCAGCAUCGUCCGUUGGCUUUCUCAGCAGCAGAACGCCUUCGGGGGUUUCAGGUCUACACAGGACACUGUCGUGGCUCUCCAGGCUCUGGCAAAAUUCAGUCUCGUCACCUACAGUCCAGCAGGAGCUGUUAAUGUUACUAUAACAUCACCAUCAGGGGUGAUUAACAUGUUUAACAUCAAUCAGAGUAACAGGCUGCUGUAUCAGGAGAGUCAGCUGGAGGAGGUUCCUGGAGAUUACAACAUCACAGCACAAGGGAAAGGCUGUGUGUACGUGCAGUUCACUUUGUGCUACAACAUCCCUCCUCCUCCUGACCAGUCUUCAUUUACUAUCUCAGCCUCAGCAUCUGGAAAAUGCAAGGUCCCAAAUCCAUCUCUGGAAGUGAAAAUUACUGUCAGGUAUAACGGUCAACGAUUGCUGACCAACAUGGUGAUCAUUAACGUCAAGCUUCUGUCUGGAUUCAGUGCGGAUGGGACGUCUGUGAUGCUUGUGAACAGCAGUCCAGAUUCGACUGAUGGAUCUGUGAACAGUGUGGAACAAGCUGAUGGUGAAGUCAAUAUCUACCUGAAUGGACUGAAAAAAGGAGUGGAGAAGGUGUACACGCUGAGGAUCGUGCAGGACAUUGCAGUGGCGAAACUGAAACCAGCCGUUGUGAAGGUUUACGACUACUACGAGACCGGUGACUCUGCUGUAACUGACUACACCUCACCAUGCACUUAAUACAGAAAACGUGCGCUUUAAUCCAUCAUCUCUUUUCUUUUUCACUUUUUUCUCCAUAUUUUACUUUCAUCUACAGUAAAAACUUUGCAAUUUCACAAAAGGUUAGUAAGUACUAAAUGAUAGUUAAUUAUUAAUAGUUUAAACACUCAUGGUUGUGCUGUUGUAGGAAAAUAAUCAGCGACAGGGUGGUGUGACGUAGCCAGAUGUGUAGCAGAGUUACUGUUACCACACUGAAGUUGAUAAUUUUUCUAUAACAGCAUGCCCCAAAGUGUUUUCUUCCUCUAAUAUGAAAGAAUCACACAUCAUAUAUUUUUAGCUAUUUAAAGUUACAUUUAGUAUUGUGGACAAUAUUGUUAUUAAGACAAAAACCCUGAGACACUGCAAAGUAUAAACUCUACUGUCCUGAACUCCUCCCCAGCUACAUCUUUACCCCUGACUGUUACAAAGUGCUGACACUGGAGACUCCUUCCAUAAAUGUUAAAUAAAUGGCUCCGUAUCAAUGAAAGUGGCACCAUAUCAACGAUUACAAACACGUUUAAGUCUGUUUAUGUGUCAUACAAGUACCUGUGAAUGAGCUGUUACUAUCGAAACAGUUAAACAUAUUCAUACAAGCUCAUUAAUUGAUUUACUUUUCAUUUUACUUUCUGAUAUAGAGCUGAUUACUGAUAUUUGAGCAAAUAUGUAGCUUUAAAGUGUUAGUAUACUGAUUCAGACUUAAUUCUAAGUGAUUUUACUCUAAUCCUGAAUAAAUAAACAGAUGCUUACUAAUCCAGCAAAGCCUUGUUUCUAAUUAAUUUCAUCAGGAUUUCAUUACUGAGCCUGAUGCUUUCCUACAAGAUGCAGUUUGUUCAUACGGAACGUGUUUUCUGU